Messenger RNA from Zingiber officinale, 1160 nucleotides. RefSeq lists its product as uncharacterized. Gene Ontology annotation, cellular component: nucleolus; preribosome, small subunit precursor; 90S preribosome. The record is from RefSeq and is a predicted model, not a curated record. Gene Ontology annotation, biological process: maturation of SSU-rRNA from tricistronic rRNA transcript (SSU-rRNA, 5.8S rRNA, LSU-rRNA). The transcript has 6 exons. Lineage: Eukaryota; Viridiplantae; Streptophyta; Magnoliopsida; Zingiberales; Zingiberaceae. Bases 211 to 699 code for a protein of 162 amino acids.
CUCAACCCUGCCGGCCUUUAUACCGUCCUACCUGUUUAGUAGCGGCCGAUGCCGCCUCCUCUCAUCGCCCAAAGUCUCAAGAAUCCUCGCAUUGGGAGCGAUCGCUGUGGCUGGCGAUACCCUCUCACUUGAUCUCCGUCCUAAGCGGAAGCGCUAUUCUCUUCUCCCUCACCUGCUUGAUUCUGGGGGUUCCAACUGCAUUGUGAAGCGAUGGCAAAAGAAAAAAAGCGCACAAAGGAAUCUAAUUCUUCAAUAAAGGAUUCCAAAAGCUUUAAUCGCAAACUAGAAAAGAAACAAAAGUUCUAUGCAAAAGUUAAAGAUGCUGUUGUUUCCUUGAGUGCAAAAAAAUCAAUUGGCAAGAAAAAGAGAGAGAGAAGACAGCGUAAGUUGAAGGCAUAUGAUCUUUCAGCCCUUUCCGAAUUUCUUCCAGAUUUGAACACCAUCCAGAGGCCUAUUAGUUCCAAAAACUCUAAGCCAAACUCCAAGGACAGGCAGAAACUAGUCCAAAUAGAAGGCGCUCACUUGAAGCGGGUGUUGGAUGAUCCUGUGUUCCAGAUGGACCCACUUGCUGCCAUCCACGAACAUCUAAGGAGGACUCAGCCUCCUCCAGAAACAGUCAAGGAAUGGAUCUCCGGAAAAAAACAGAGCAAAAAAAAGAAGAAGAAACCCUCAUCUGGCUCUCAGUUGAUGGAUAUAUGACGCAUUCCUUCCUACCUGCAUCUUUCAACUAUUUGGCAUUUAAUACUAUACUCUUAAAUUUAUCCCUUGCACUAAUCAGCCCGUUGGCAUUUAUCAGUGGUCAUAGUUGAUCGUCGCCAUAACCCCUGGGAUACUUUGUCGUCGACAUUAGCAUCUCAGUUUAGCCUCCAUUCAUCAUCAAGGGUGUCCGCAAGGUCCUAUUCCUCGUAGUGGAUGGCAUCAUGCAUGACCUUGUUAGUUGCACAAUUCUUCAUCGCCCGUACAUGAAGGUGAUAGCUCAUUGUUGGUUUGAUUGGUGUUUCUUCUCCCCUUUGCUUUUUAAUUUCUACGUUUGGUUUUGAUUUAGUUUUGUGUUUGGAUCACUUGAAACUGUAACCAAAGAUAAUCUGUUUGAUCAUUAUAUCACUUGUGUUUUCACAGGGUGGUCGAACCCUGAUUCAAUACAAUAAGCUUGUGUCCAA